Aspergillus affinis is the source of this 1119-nucleotide messenger RNA. RefSeq lists its product as uncharacterized. Bases 1 to 1119 code for a protein of 372 amino acids. The record is from RefSeq and is a predicted model, not a curated record. Gene Ontology annotation, cellular component: anaphase-promoting complex. The transcript is spliced from 2 exons. Gene Ontology annotation, biological process: anaphase-promoting complex-dependent catabolic process. NCBI's taxonomy places the organism in Eukaryota, Fungi, Ascomycota, Eurotiomycetes, Eurotiales, Aspergillaceae.
AUGCUUUCACUACCUCUUAUCACCCCGCGCGAUUCCCAUGAACUCUGGUUCGGCUCCUCCCAACCUUACCGAGCUUCCUCACAGCACCAUCAAUCGGCAGGUGACGCGCAACAAGGACACCUGCGUCGCAAUGGCGGUCAUACCUCGUACGGGCGCGCACAUAUGUCCUCCGCCGGGGCCGGAAAUAGUCUGUCGUCGUUAAUACUAGAGGAACGCGCCCUUCGUGCCAGAAAGAACAACAUCGCCUCGUUCGGGUACUCGUGGAUCAAACCCGCAGGAUGCGCCAAAACUAUGCUAGGGAUGAAGGAAGAAGAGGCGGAGCGGGAAGAAGCUCUUGCUGCCGCCGCGGCGGAAAUGGCCGCUGCCGCUGCCGCCGCAGAUCCGGGGAUGGAUGGUAUGGAUGGGCUGGGUGGCGGCCGGAACGGCCAGACGGAUGGCGAGGGACAAGACGAUACGGGGAUGGAAAGAGAUCUCGAUGACGAUAUCCCGGAUGCAGAUGGGGAGGGUCUCGUGGAGGAAGGGGAGGAAGGCCUCGAAGAGGACGACGAAGUGGAUGAGGAAGGGUAUAUGGAACGUGAUCUCGACGACGAUAUCCCUGAGGCAUUCCCGGAGGACGAUGACGAUGAAGGACUCGAGGAAGAGAAUGAGUACGACUUCGACAAUCAACCAGACCUAGACGAUGAAAUCCCGAGUGGUGCGUAUGAGCCAGGAAGUGACGAGAUGAGUGAAGACAUGGGCCACGACCUAAACGACGAUAUUCCCGAAGCAGAUGAGGAUCGUUUCGAGCAAGAGGAGGAAUGGCAACAUACCGAUACAGAUGCCGAGUUUGACGAGGAGGAAGACGAAGUCAGCUUUGCGCAGGAUCCUCUCAAUCAAAGCUUCCGAGUGAGCACAACUAGCAGCCGUGGAAUCCCUUCGGCGCCAGCUCAGCAAGAAACAGAAGCCCAGCGACGCUUCCUUCAACGGUGGAGUGGCGGUGGUGAUGCAUUCAAUUCGAGCAACAUGGUAGUCGAUGACGAUGACCUCCGAGCUUCUAUAACCAGUCAAGCAAGUCGACGGAGUGUAUUCGGCAGAUAUCCCAGGAGGCGAACAGGCGGCCCCAGAGAUAGCUUCGACUGA